AUGAUCACGAGGCUAAAGAACAAAAGUAAGGAGAGGACAGCCGCUUUGAAGGGCAAAAAGCGGGCACAGGAAGGUAUUGAAGCGCAAGAACGGAAAGAUCUACCACCCAGUAAGAUUACGCAAAGGACGAAGAGCUCAAAUAAAGUCACCAAGAUGGGAAAACAGAGCUGGUAUAACGAUCUUUCAAAGUACAAUCACAUUAAACCAUUGACGUCCAAAGUUAGAGGAAUGGUCAGUAAUAUGACUAAUUACAAUCAUCUCUUGAUGAGAUCUAUUGAGAAUCCUCACUAUAGACAGAAACUAUUAGACAUUGAAGAAAGGAAGCUGCGCUUGAAUAGCUAUCCGCUGCCCAAGGUACAAAAUGACCAGAGCUUGAAAGAUGCCUUGAACCACUUUAGAAUUGAUAGACAGGGCAGAUCAAUUCCGAUACUGGAUAGAAAUCCUCAUGUGUGUUCUUCAUUCAAAGAGAAUAAGCAUUUGUAUGCCAAAGCACGUACUACCCACAAUGAUGCACUGAUGGAAGACCCAGUACUGAGAAACUUCUUCGAAGUCCACUCAAGGCAGAUGUUUGGUGUGGGAUAUAUUGACGUGGAUCACGAGAAGAAACGAGUCGAUCUAUUGACAUUGAAAAAAAUUGUCGACGAUGACCAGUUUGUAAAUGAAGAGGAUGUGUUUAGAGGACUGAAGUUGGAGGAUUUCACGGAAGUUCAAACAUUUGGUUUUGAGCCAAUAUGA
This is a messenger RNA of Komagataella phaffii GS115, 735 nucleotides long. RefSeq lists its product as uncharacterized. NCBI's taxonomy places the organism in Eukaryota, Fungi, Ascomycota, Pichiomycetes, Pichiales, Pichiaceae. The record is from RefSeq and is a predicted model, not a curated record. Bases 1 to 735 code for a protein of 244 amino acids. The transcript has a single exon.